AUGAGAUCGAGUCGAAAUACCAGAGCUACUACUUCGGAAGAUGGCUCCUUGGUCCACGAGUCUUACGAGGCAUCACCUUCACCACAGCGACCCCGCGAUGGUCCNUCUAAACGCUCGCUCCGAGGUCGCUCAGGAUGCUUGAAUUGUCGACGACGGCGGAAAAAGUGCGAUGAAUCCAAACCGAGCUGCACCAAAUGCGAGAGGCUUGGCGAAGAUUGUGAAUGGGAUUCUGGUCUCAGUUUUCGAUUUACAUCGCUCGAGGCCGAUCAUCCUAGCAUGAUAGCUGGUCAAAAGAUCGCUGCUAAGGCCCCAUCAUCACUGCAAAUUGUUGACGUCGUUUUUGAUCUGGAUACUCACGAGUGCAAGGAAUUUCUCAAUGGCCAAGAAUAUUCCACGACCGAUGAUCAUCACGAAAACGAGAAGGCCACACCACAUGAAGAAGAAAGCUGCGCUUUCUCGUGGGAUAUGGAUCUUGCAGUUGUUGGUGUCUCACAGGACUUGGCUCAAAGUCAAGCAGUAUCUAGCAGAAGGUUCACAAACGAAAAUCUCUCGCCAGGGGUGCAACGCCUUCCCCUNCUGCGAGCGGAUUCUCACGAGGUCCACAGUAUUCACGAUAGCAGACGGUCUCACAGUUUUGCAGCUGGAGAGGGCGAAGCUGCACCUCGCGUAACAUUCCACACUCCGCUUCAACCCAUGAAUGAUCCUCUGUCGACGGCCGGUCUCCCUGUCAUCCGCGAAGACGACCAUCUACUAUCCUUUUCCCUUCCCGAGCUCGAGCCUCUGGAUUAUCUUACCAAUCGUGACUCUUUUCAAGCAUUUGGCGACUCUUUGUGGCCUCCGAUGAGUAAUGAAGAAGCCAACGCUCUGAUGGAUGUAGACCAUGUGCCUGCAGAGUCGCCAGACAUGUAUGCCAUGUACUACCCCAAUGCCGCGUAUCGAGAGCUGCACACUACUCUCUACAACCACAUGGUCGACACAGCUCGUGGCACCGGUCUCACGCGAACAGGCACUCCCGAGUCCGACAAAUCACAGAACGAUCCAAACAAUCAGGAGACACUCAGGCGAACGUCUCAAUGGGAGCAGCUUGAGCCCGACAGGUCUACACGUAGCAAUCUGCCAAAGGGUAUGACUGUUCGUCGUGAGAUGGAGCUUUGGCGAAACUACCUUGACGAGAUAGCUCUGUGGCUGGACAUGUUCGACAAUGAUCGUCACUUUCAGAUACACCUGCCAAUCCUGGCACAAAACUCCGAGUCACUACGUCUGUCAGUACUGGCUCUCUCUGCAAGGCAGAUGGAGAGAAGAGACCCGGAUAAACCUUACACGGAGAGUUUGGCAUUAUAUCAGGAGGCGAUACGAUUGAUUGCUGGUGAGCUGGAAAGUAUGAGUACAGAGGUCAUUGGAAGCUGUGUUUUGCUUUGCGUUCUGGAGAUGAUGAGCUCAUCCCCAAAAGACUGGGCCCGACAUCUGAACGGUGCGGCGAUGUUGCUAAAGGCUGCUGGCAUCAAUGGCGUUGUUGGAGGCAUACGACAAGCCAUCUUCUGGUGUUUUGCCCGCAUGGACAUGUGGGGCGGCUUCCUCUCAGACUCGCACACCAAGAUCCCAACGAGCCUUUGGUUUCUGCCCACAGGCACAAUGUCAACAGCAAUUUCGCGAUUCAAAACCGACUUUCAAAACUUCGACAGCUAUGCAAAUUACUCGCUGUUUCUUUGCGCUAGCGUGCUCAACGUUGUGUCUAGACGCGGCAGCUCCACCGAGCGUGGCAGCUCCUACAGCGCAAAGUGGAAAGCCCUGUUUGAUCUCCUUGUCGAUUGGAAUACCAGUAGGCCUGCAGAGAUGCGGCCCUUGACAUCGCGCGCCCACGACACUGACGACGAAGGACCGUUUCCUGUGGUUAUCUACACAAAUGCAGCAGCCGUGAGCGCAAAUCAGCUUUAUCAUACCGCUACUUUGCUUAUGUUGCAAGCCAAACCGAAUGACUUGAAGGUGCGGGGCCAGAGAAGUAUCUUUUGGCAUGCGAGGCAGGUCAUUGGGAUCUCGGUGAGUAAUUUGUUGCAUGCGGCGUGGACGAAUGCGCCGCAGCCAUUGUAUAUUGCUGGCAAGGUCAUGUCGAGCAAAGCCGAGCAUCGUGUUGUGCUAGAAGCGCUGGCGGAAAUAGAACGGACGACGGGCUUUGCUACUCAAUGGCGAGCGCAGGAUUUGAAAGAAUACUGGGGUGAUGAAGGAGAUUGA
Molecule: messenger RNA, 2229 nt
Organism: Aureobasidium vineae
Lineage: Eukaryota; Fungi; Ascomycota; Dothideomycetes; Dothideales; Saccotheciaceae
Source: the annotation of a GenBank genome assembly